Messenger RNA from Megalobrama amblycephala (Wuchang bream), 1638 nucleotides. It is a transcript of the gene il11b, whose product is annotated as interleukin 11b. Gene Ontology annotation, biological process: positive regulation of cell population proliferation; positive regulation of MAPK cascade. Lineage: Eukaryota; Metazoa; Chordata; Actinopteri; Cypriniformes; Xenocyprididae. The transcript has 5 exons. Gene Ontology annotation, molecular function: cytokine activity; growth factor activity. Bases 241 to 918 code for a protein of 225 amino acids. The record is from RefSeq and is a predicted model, not a curated record. Gene Ontology annotation, cellular component: cytoplasm.
CUUGAAUAUAGAGUCUUCUUCACGUGUUAGUGGAGAUGCUUAACGCAAGGUUGUUUGUGGGGCCAAACGCCACCCAAAAAAGGAAAGAAAGAAAUCCAAAAUUAGGAACAUACGGGUCUGGAGACAUCUAUUUGGCGGAAAGAGCAAAAACUGUUGAGUUCUUUAGAAAAAAGAUAUGUUUAGUUAGAGGGGGUGUGUAGGUCUGUACUUUUUUUUUUUUUUUUUUUUUCAUGAUUGUGAAUGAGUCACAGUGUGUGUCAUGGCCCAUAUACUAUAAAGGAGAACCCUUUCACUAGUUCAAAUGUUAGUAGAGUGAUUUGUACACUGUGUUUACUACUUUUUACUGUUUUUGGGAUUAUCAUGAAACUGUCACUCGACUGUAUCUUUCUACUCAUCGUCUUGAUGACUUGCGUUGAGCUCUUUGUCACAGCCCGUCCUGCUAUUAUACCACAAGGAAAAAAUGGUCUGAAGAUACUGGACCAAGACUUGCGUACGCUAUUCAAAACAGUAUCUGAAGAAAGGCAAAAGAAUAAUUUGAACGACUUUGAACAAUCCCUCACAUCCCUGCCCCCGUUGAACUGCAGCAUAGACCAGAAAUCACUCGAGGUGAGCAGUACCUUAGCACAGCUGUACUCUGGUCUUAAAUCCUACAAGUUCCAUCUUGACUGGAUCCAGCAGAAACAAGACGAAAUGGGGAGUGAUUAUUCUAUGACAAAAAAGAUCGCUCGUCAAAUCCAAACCAUCAGCAACAAGGUCAAACAGAUUGGGGCACCACUUUCUGAGCCCGUCCACCCUUCCCUGCCUCCUCUGAAGACAGCCUGGAGCUUGUUCCAGGCCAAUGCAGAAAUCUACGAUAAACUGUACUUCUUUUGCCACUGUUAUAUUAGAGCACUUAGAGUCCUGAAACACAGUCAAUAGUGAUCAUACAACAUCAUAUGACACCAGUAGCCCUCAGGUGAGGUCAUCACGCAUCGUGGUAGCAUCAUCUGACUUGCCUUAAUGUUUGAAGGGAUGGGAUGGAAUGAAUGUUCAAGCCUUUGUAAGUCAUCUUCCAUUUUGACAGUCCAUUAGUUAACAUUUCCUAUGUGUGAUGGUGUUUUUUUUAUAUAAUUAAUAAGUUAUGUAUUUAAUAUUUAUUGAAUCGAGUUCUAUGUUUACAAUGAAGGAUUUUUUAUACAGAGUGAAUGAGAAAAUAGCACUUUAAAAAUAUUAAGUGUCUCAUUUCAAUAAGAAAAUUUGUAUGCAAAAUCAGCUGCAGGCAGUUGUUAAUAAUGACCAAUAGGUGUCACUAAGGUGUGAAAUAAUGACCAAUAGUUGUUACUGUGGUACAAUUGUGAAGUUCAGGACCUGCACUCAUUUAUUUAUUUUUGUUAAAAGUUAUUAAUUUUGCCAAGAUGUAGUGAAUCAACAUGCUUGUUAAACAACAUAACUAUCUUUUAGGGUUAAGAUUAGACUAUUUGUUUGACAGGAAUCUUGACAUUGAUGUAGAUCCGGUAACACAGCCUACUUGGUAAACACUGUAAAAAAAUGACCGUGAUUUUAACGGUAAAAGAAUGUAAAAAUGCUACGGUUAAAAACAGUUAAUUGGUUUACAGAAAGUUUCCAAACUGUUUACAGUGAAUAACUGUAAUAGAUCUA